GCCACCGCCCACGCCAGCGACUCCACGCCUAUGAUGAGAAGCCAUCUGAGCCACGCCCAUUCACAGGUAAGAAUACACCUGAAUACUGUAACUCCCUCGUCAGCGCCUUCUACAGCAGCACAGUCAAGGUGCGGCUGGGAGUGGAACUGUGGGAGGUGGGGGAGCCGCUGGCUGCUGGAGACGUUGACCACAGUGUUGUUGUUGAGGGGGGGGUAGGGGGCAGCUUGAACCCCCCGGGACCAUCCCAGGGGGGGGCAGGCGUCCCCGGCACCACCCGUAGCAACUCCUCUCGCAGCGACACGUCUUCUUCGGGGGCGUCAUCAUCGUGUUGCUCCUCGUCGGAUGCCCCUCAUCGUCCCUGCCUACACGCAGCUCUCUCAGACCCCGGGUACGAGUCGGCCCACCUUCCCGACGACGAACGAGAAGACCCAGACCACCACCACCAGCAGCAGCAGCAGGAGGGGGAGGAGCAGGAGGGGGAGGAGGAGGAGGAGGAGCUCUGUCAUACUGGAGGGGUCAUGUCCUUACGUGAGCGUUGUGAAGGGCGUGAUGGCUCUCCUCUACAUCAGGGCCUCACGCGAUCCAGAUCCUUCGGCGGCUUACUCACCCACCGCCGCACAGGAUCAGGGGCAGGAUCUCCCCAGCAGGCCGGAGCCAGAGCAGGAUGGGCAGGUCAGGGCGUGUUGGGCCAGACAGGAUCAUCACCCAGGGACGUGCGGCGGGUACUGGCCCUGCCGCCUCACGUGAAGGUCCCCAAGUCCCCACGACCCGAGCGGGCCUCCCAGAUCAGCACCAGCGUGGCCCGGGGACUGAGGGACUGUAUAGCGGUCACCAGGCAAGACCUAGAUUCCCUACACCAGGCACAGCAAGACUCUCACCUCCACCAGUCACAGGGUCGACUGUAUGAGGUUGAGAAGCAAAUAAAAGCUGCCGAGCGCUACCUCAAGAGGAUCGAAUACCAUCUGAGCAAACUGGAGGACCUGCAGGAUCAGUACACCCUCCACCAGAAGCUGAGAGAUGGGGUGAGGACAAUGGCCUACGCAUACGCUCUCUCGCCCGGCAAGGAAAAAGCGUCAGCCCUGAGCAACGUUAGAUCGGGCUACAGGGAGUGUACAGAGACUCUUUGUGCUUUAGAAGUACAAAUUGAGCAACUCAUCGGCACAUUAACUCUGGAAAUGAAAGGUAUACAAGGAUUUGCUCGACUGUGUCCUGGCGAUGUGUUCGAGGUGACUCUCAAACAUGGUACUCAGAAGUGGAAGUCACGAGGCAGAGUGUGUAAGGACAAUACUCAGAACUGGGACAACCAGAGAACCGUCAUAAAGGGACUCAUCGGGGAAAUGUUGCUGAUUAAAGCCGUGGAGGUGCGAGUGUUGGGCAAGACGGUGGUGAUCGGCAACAAGGUGUGCGAGACUAAGGACCUCUUCUCACCACAUCCUCAACUUAUGACAGUCAACCUCAAUCCUUCCGGUUCCCUCAAGCUCAAUAUUGUUAUAACCUGGAACCCUCUUGAUGGUGUCAUUGAGGAUAGUCUGGUGAGAACGCCCAGUAUGUCUGCCACUUCACCAGGCAACAAGAGGAGAACACCAGUGCUUCACACUCUUAGUUCAUCUCCUCCACACACUGUUGGUAGUGUUCCCUCUGGCAAGGACAGCAGCCUGUCCCCAGAGUGUGAUCAUGACAGCAGUUUUGGCAGCAUGUCCGCCCGUAGCUCAACAGCUGAUAGUGCAAGUCCUCUGUCUGAGUACCGCGGUCUACUCUCCUCUCACGCUGCUCUCUCCACCAGGACUGACAGCAACAGCCCCGUCUCUGACUAUCAGGGGCUGUCAAGGAGAUCUGACAGCCAGGAUUCCAUAUUAUUUGAUGGACGAGACUCAGCCAGCCCACAAUGUGACAACACGGGGAACUUUACAUUGGUGCGCAAGAAGGAGAGUCGGGUGGAGCAGUGGGCAAGAUACUCACAGUUCAGCAUCUCACAGGGCUCCAACCUUGAUAUUAUGUCAAGGUCUUACUCACACCUGUCAUCAUACUCAACGGGACUCUCGCCCGCCAUGUCUCAGUCUCUGUCCCAUCAGUUAGAUAUGCUGGGUACUGAGCCAGAGUCCUUCAGGUGGGGUGAUGGCCAGCACUGGGACGAAACCAACCCACCUCUUACUCUUAAAAAGGUUGUUAGUCGUCUGAGAACAUGUUUAGAAGAUAUCCAAGGCCAGUUCCCUCAGCUCCACACCCUAGAGGAAGCCGUCUUGGACCUUGAUGACAUGUGCAGGACCUGUUGCAGUAGGCGUGACAGCAAUGCCUCAGAGAUCAGCCUCUUGGUUGAGUCAGCACUAGAAUGCUUUGAUUUCCUGAGUGCAGAAUAUGAUGAUGAUUUUGAUGAUGAUAAUCCUGAACACUGCCGCAGUAGAAGAGACAGCAAUACCUCGGAAAUUAGUCUGUCUGUGGAGUCUGCCCUGGAAUGCUUUGAUUUUCUCAAUGCAGAAUGUGAUGAUGAUUUUGAUGAUGACAAUCCUGCAGCGUGUGAGGAGAAGAAAAGCAAGGAAGCUGCCGCUGUUCUCGCUGCCUCAACUGUGCCAGACAUCUCCCAGCCCUUAGUCACCAGCAACCCACAACUUGACCUCUUCCUCUACACCCACCUCAGACACUCUCUUCAACUCCUGCAGCACCUGGGGUCAUUUGGGCCGUUGAGAAGCAAAGAGCGACACUCCCUAAAGCUGCUGGAGGAGGAGGGUCGCCUGGUGGCCGGCAUCCUGGCCCACAGACACAACUUUGAUAGCCUGAAGCAUCAACACAUCAUCACGGUCCCUCAUGUACAGGUUCUGUGGGAUUCUGUAGCUGGUGGAGAUGACUGGUGUGUGCCGGGCCAGGCGGUAGUCAGCGGCCUCCUCCAAGUUGUGUCGACUCUGGUAGAUCCGGCUGUUCCGGGUUUAGCAAGGAGAGUUUUGGAAGAAAUUGUUCGCAUGAUGACGGAUAGUGAAGAUUACGAUGGGGCGAUGAUGGUGACAGUCGGACACUUCCUUCACCACUUACAUCGUCCUCUUCAACACACUGUUCCUACAUUAGCUCAGAGUCUCACCACGGCAGACCUCUUAUUAUCUGGCAGCCCGGCCAAAGUUGAAGCAGGACUUCAUCAGAUAAAGGAACCCACAGCUCUUCACAUAAAGGUCAUUGGACACUUGUUAGCAGGACCAUCGGAGCUGCGUCACGUUACUACCAGUUUUGUUAAUAGUUUGGCUCAUAACAACCAGCUGAUGCACAUGAUUGUAGAUCUGUGUCUACUUCUAUUAGAGUCUAAUCGUACAAGUGAUAGAGAGGCUGCGUGUGUGUUACUGGGGGUGCUGGCCCCCAUCGUUCCUGUUAAUACUGAACAUAAGACGGACAACCACAAACCAAUUCUCGGUAAAAGCUCAAACAAAUCGAAGAAACGUACCUCCCCGGCUCCCCGCGAAGGAACAACUGAAUGGCCGCGCCCUAUAGAAGUCCUCUCUUAUCUCCAACAAAAUGAUUCCAGCGGAGAGGUUCGGGAAGCCGCCAGGCGCUCGCUGUUAAGUCUGGGUGCCGAGGGCCAGACGGCACUGCAUCAGGUCCAGCUCUCAUCUCAUGGUUUUCAGGGAGUUGAUAUGAAAGAGAGAACAAAGUUGUAAAGGAUAAUGAAACGUUUAUUUGGAGGGAAGAAUUAAGGAUGGGAUGACAUGGAAAACUAUUGCUAAUGAAUAAAAAAAAAUGCUUUUAGCAAACAUUUCCUUCAUUGAUAUAAUUCAGGAUGAAUAUUAAGUUUCAUUAUACUAAAGCAAAGAUAUUAUAAGACUAAUGCAAGUAUUUGAUGUUCUGUGUAACUACUUUACUCAAUUCUUAUUUUUCAUAUUUUUAUUUACUUCUUCAUUGCAUAAUAGAGUACAGUAUCUUCAUUGUCCUGUAUUUUACUGAUUAUUCCCGAUGUAAUGAAAGAAUGGUAUAAAAUAUUUUGUUUGUGUAACAGUUCACGGAUAAAGUGUAGCCAUAGCAGCAGCUACACGCCCACACCUCCAUCAUCCAGGCUUAUGCAGGGGAGAGUCAUUAUAUUACUACAUAUUCUCGGUGAUCCUCGGACAGCUAACCGGCACGACGAACAUAUGUUAAACUGAGAAUAUUAGUCAUAAUACAGAUCAGUCUAGACCACAAUACUUAACUCCUAAUUCUUAUGAUAAACCCAGGGUAUAUAUAAUAAACUGAAUAAUGGAAUAAAUCACAUUUCUGGGUACAGUACAGUACUGUACUGUACUGUACUGUGGGCCUGAGUGAUGGGGUGGUGGGUGUACUUGUGCUACGUGUGCUCUCUAGCAUAUACAUGUGCUCAAUUUCUUCGUCCCAGUGAGCUAUGCACCUCGUCCCAGUACCACAUAACCCUUCUUGGUGUUAUCAAGGUGUAUUAAGGGUCACCAUAUACCCCAGGCCAUUUUGUACAGUGCAUGUAUAAAUCUGGUAAUAUCAUUUAUCAAGUUUUUAUAUGUGAAUUAUAAUUUCCAACAGACUUGUCUAGUCCUAUAAUGUAUAAGUACAUUUUUAUCUGAUUUUAAAUAUUUUAAUAAUCUUGCUUAUAUACAAGUUUUCAAUCGACUGAAAUAUUAUAUAAUAACGUUGCUACUGAAGCUUGUGAUACGUUAAAAGAGAGACAUUAGAAUAAAUAUCAGAUUCAAAGUAAAUUUUCUACCUUUCAUGAGUAUUACAGGUCUUGCUUUUAACUGAUCUAUGUUUGAUUGUGCUUACUACGGUGUCCAUAGUUAUAUACGUUACAAAGUUAGCAACCUUGUUGUCCUUGUACAUAAUGUAUGUUGAAAACUGUAUUUGUUCACUUGUAAAUUACUCUCCUUGAAUAUGUGUGGAUAUAUUGUACACAGUCACUUUAUCUCUUAAAAUAAAAGAAACCAAGAAA
Messenger RNA from Homarus americanus (American lobster), 4906 nucleotides. RefSeq names its product rho family-interacting cell polarization regulator 2-like. NCBI's taxonomy places the organism in Eukaryota, Metazoa, Arthropoda, Malacostraca, Decapoda, Nephropidae. Bases 519 to 3638 code for a protein of 1039 amino acids. The record is from RefSeq and is a predicted model, not a curated record. The transcript is spliced from 22 exons.